UCUUCAAAUUUAGCCAUUGGAGGAAAAGAGGAAAUUGCCUUAUCCACUGUUAUUGGUCACAGCUAAAACCAGUUCAAUCUCUUAAAAAAAUAGCAAAAAUCAGAUUCCCAUGGCUUUCUCUUCAGCUUUUUCACACACCACCUUCACAUAUUCUUCAUCUUUCUCACAUACAAGAAAAAUAAUUAAUACCCCAUUUAGAUUACCUUUAAUUAUUAAAGCAGAAAAUCCCUCUGAACCAAUAGACAAUGAAAAACCUGCAAAGCCAAAAUCCAAAGAAGAAACUUCCUCUACAGCCACUGCAACAAAGCCUAAAAAACCUGUCUAUUCUAUGAAGAAAGGUCAGAUAGUCAGGGUGGAUAAGGAGAAAUAUCUUAAUAGCAUCAAUUAUUUGUCAGUGGAUCAUCCACCUUAUUACAAAGGCCUGGACUAUAUAUACGAAGACCGUGGUGAGGUAUUGGAUUUGCGCAUAUUCGAGACAGGAGAAUAUGCACUUAUUGGAUGGAUUGGAAUACCAACUGCACCAGCUUGGCUUCCAACAGAGAUGCUAAUAAAGUCUGAUAAGCUGGAUUACGAGAGAAUAUAGUAGAUGGUCCACAUUUCGAACCACUCACAUGUCAGACACGAAUAUAUCAGAGGCUUACCAGAUUGCCCUGUGCUAAUUGAAGAUGAAGAGAAAUGGGAUGGACACACGUCCAUAACUUACUUCACUUCUUUUAAAACUUGUAUCUCAUUUAGUUAUAUAGAAAUAUUAAAUGAGAAAAAAAGAGAGCUGAUAUCUAAGGAACCUUUUCUCUUUCAGUGAGCAAGAGUCAAAGAAAACCAGACAAACAGGCUUGCUUGAGAAACCCAUCAAAAAACAAUUUUCUUGGGGUCUUUAGUUUCAGUAGAAAAUAUAAUUCUUUGCAUCUUAUUUCUA
Messenger RNA from Nicotiana tabacum (common tobacco), 916 nucleotides. RefSeq names its product NAD(P)H-quinone oxidoreductase subunit O, chloroplastic-like. The record is from RefSeq and is a predicted model, not a curated record. Gene Ontology annotation, cellular component: plasma membrane. Gene Ontology annotation, molecular function: oxidoreductase activity, acting on NAD(P)H, quinone or similar compound as acceptor. Lineage: Eukaryota; Viridiplantae; Streptophyta; Magnoliopsida; Solanales; Solanaceae.